Lytechinus pictus (painted urchin) is the source of this 3458-nucleotide messenger RNA. RefSeq lists its product as uncharacterized. The coding region runs from base 520 to 2061 and encodes 513 amino acids. The transcript has 8 exons. The record is from RefSeq and is a predicted model, not a curated record. NCBI's taxonomy places the organism in Eukaryota, Metazoa, Echinodermata, Echinoidea, Temnopleuroida, Toxopneustidae.
AGGUUUUUAUGAAACGGGGCCCAGGUGUCGGAUACCAAUAUGGACAGCCCCAGCAAUAUUGAUUCGUUACCUGCGGAAUUAUUGCUCAAAGAAUGGAACCAAAAGAAUCGAAACAAUUUGGGAAAUUUGUUGUGUGUUUGUACAUAUUGAUGCUGUUCAAGUGGUGGAGAUGUAUUAAUGACGAUGCUUUGUUUCCUUUUGGUGAUUCACAAAUCCACGCAAGCGGUAGGCUGUUCUUAAUGAUUCAUCUUCUCCCUCAUCAAUCGCCUCUUGUAAUGGAUUUACCACUAUCAUCAUUUGGCCUACGGUCCAGACGAAUGAACAUGAUCAAAUCGGGAUCGGUACUAAACGAUUGCAUUAAUUUAAAUCUAGGAGUAUUGGUCACCGGUGAGUCUGUCCCAUGGCGUGACUGCAAAGAGUGAUCGACGUGCAAGGCGUGGAGAUAUAUACGUAUGUCUAAAUGAGAUUCAUCUAUGCAGGGUCUAGAUGUGACGUGAGUACAGUUUAAGAGCUGGAGUAAUGUAUACCCUGGAGGAACAAUCCAAGAUGAAGACACUAAUGGGCAUCGUUAUACUUGUCUGUGUUUUAAGAAGUGGAAUGAGUAGAACUUGUCUAACGUGUAAGGAAGUAACUUCUGAUGAUAUUGAUAUGGAACUUGGCGGCAGUGGAUAUGAAUCGUGUACAGACAACCCGGGCGACAUGGAAUGCCCUGAUGGAAUCUCAACGUGUAUGACUGGGGUCAUCAUUGUUAGAUAUGGACUCGAAUCAGGCCAAAACGUGACCUUCCGCGAUGAGAAACGCGCAUGCGCACCAGAAGAGAUAGUUGCUUCAAUAUCGUCUGGAGACCACUGCCUAAACCAGUCCGUCGUCGAUUCCUACUUCUCUGCCAACGAUCCAGCGGAACUUUACCCGAACGAUGGUGGUAUGACGUUCUAUGGCAUCGUCAACGCAACCUUCUGUGUCUGUGACAGCGGCGAUAGAUGCACACCGCCUUCUCCCGACGGCGAGGGUCCACCAAAAGGAAGCCCUGACGCAGGAGACACCGUUACGCCACGUCACGUCACAUCAGCUAGAUCAGGAAUGAGUAGAACUUGUUUAACGUGCAAGGAAGUAACUUCUGAUGAUAUUGAUAUGGAACUUGGCGGCAGUGAAUAUGAAUCGUGUACAGACAACCCGGGCGACAUGGAAUGUCCUGAUGACAUCUCAACGUGCAUGACUGGGGUCAUCAAUGUUAGAUAUUACAAUCGAGAAUCUGGUCAAAAUGUGACGUUCCGCGAUGAGAAACGUGCCUGCGCGCCCGGUGAGGUAGUCGCCUCUAUUCCCUCUGGAGAUCAUUGCGUAGAUCAAACCGUGGUCGAGUCCUACUUCUCUUCCAACGAUCCCUCAGACCUCUACCCCGAUACGGGGAUCAUGGAGUUCCGUGGAAUAGUGGACGCAACCUUCUGCGUCUGUGACAGCGGCGACAAAUGCACACCACCUUCCCCCAGUGAUGGUCAAAACGAUGGCUCGAUGGAACAAGGAUAUCUGAGAACAUGCAUCGAAUGCAAGGAGGUGACUUCAACCGGUGACGUCAUAUAUCCUGGUGAGACUGACAUUGUCUCGUGCUCGGACAACCCCGAUGAAAUGGUGUGCGCUGAUGGCAUCUCUACAUGUAUGUCUGGGACUGUUAACGUGCUAUAUGUACUGGAAUCUGGUCACACCGUCACCGUAACUGAUAAACGACGCGCCUGCGCCCCACCAGACGUUGUUGCUUCGAGUCCUUCAGGAGAUGUCUGUGCUCCCAAAUCGGUGGUCGAAGAUUACUUUUCAGACAACCCUCCCUCUGAGCUGUACCAUAGUACAGACGAAAUGACUUUCUAUGGUAUCUUAAAUGCAACGUUCUGUCUAUGUGAUAGCGCUGACAGAUGUACCCCUCCCUCCCCAGAGGCCCGGCAUGUGAGUGGAGGAUCUGGUAGUAGAAUCGGAGCGACUACGCCAAAGAGUAGUGGUCGAAGCCUUAGAGCUUCUGAGGUUGUUGCUUUUUCAUUUAUCGUAGUUAUAUUACUCUCUGUUUUGGGUUAAGAGGUAGGCCUACGUGGUAGAAGCGUAGUAUUUGAAUAAACUAAAUUUGUUUUAUACUGAACGAUUUUGCAUCUAUUUUUCAAUAUGAAUAAUGCCCUGCCUUUUCCUAGCCGGACUUUCUUUCUCGUUUUGGACUGUAUUUGUAUUGUAUUUGUGCUACAGGCGUAUCCCACCACAAGCUUUUGCUUUUAGAAUAAAAUACGCCUUCUUCUGUUAAAUCUUUUAUAUAUUUACGCUCUAUUAUGACAAAGUUCUGUAUGAGUUAUAUUGAAAAAUUAUAUUUUGAGCAAAUGGAAGAAAGUAAAUGUUUAUUUGAGUUGAAAGAAAAAAAACAUUAAUCAAACAUGUCAUAAUACCAGUCUGUCAUAAAAUUACGCAUUAUGCAUGAUAAAAAAAAUCAUGUAUCCAUCUAUUUAGACAAGUUUGUUUUUAGAACGAGUAAUAAUUUCUUAGGCAUUGUGUCAUUAUGCAUUUGAUUAUUGUAUAUUCUUGUACUUGUUUUGUAAAAGAUUCUACAUUCAGCCUUUGGCCGCGAAUCAAUUUUAAACAAACCAUUACCACACCAUACUAUACACUGUUAAAAAAAAACUGAUUUUACAGAAAAAAUCAAGAAGAUUUUGCAAAAAGCAAUAACAGAAUCAUUCUGUGAAUUCAUAAAACAAGAAUUUUUCUGCAAUUUAACAGAACAGGUCUGUUUAAAAAGGGGGAAAUGGUGUUUUAUUUAAGGAAAUUUGUAAGAUUCCAUACACCAAAGGCCAAUUUCCUGUUAAGAUUCUGGUAAGAUUACAUGUGUUCUCGAGACUCUGCUGCAGGAACUUCUUUUAUUUUAAGGAUAACUUUUCUAACAGUGUACAAUUUUAUUGCGACUAAUAAAUAUAAACGUGCAUUUAUACACUUUUUAUAUUUUGUAAUGAAAGCACUGCUGUUGUUAAUUGUAAAUAUAUAUUUUGCAUGCUCUCGUUUAUCAUUUUAGUGGUGUUGUGCACAAUUGGAUAAGUUCCUGGACUAUAUCAACGACGAAGCCCAGGGAUCGAAUCCGACCACAGAACUCGCGUCGUUUUGGCAAUAUCUUUAUCAAUAUUUGCCACUCUCAAACCAAAUGUAGUAUAAAUGAGUAUCCGGUAGUAAGAAUUCCCUUGAAUGCUCGAGAGCCUCGGCUUUUGUAACGCUAAUGUACAUUGAAAAAUAUGUAUUAUUUUGUGUAUAUCUAGUCAUGAAUUCAUUGCCGUUUAUUCAAUUAUGUUGUGAGGUAGGCCUGAUGAAGACAAUUCAACAUCGUGGGAAGCUCCAAUAAAGAAAAUGUAACAAAAUACCAAAAGCUUCAUUCCGUGUCGUACAAGUCACAGAGAACGAGAGUGCGAUGAUAAUAAAAUGCCAUACGAGUUGGGAAAUCAAUC